AUGGCGAAGCACUCGACGGGGUUGAUUUCAGUUCGCAAUAAAUGGCCAUUAAUAAUUCUUCUAUGCAUCACACUCUCCUCUGCAAUUGCUUUCUUCAUCAGAGCUUCGUUCGAUGGAUCCUGCAAUUCCCAACGUUUCAUGGACGAUACCAAUCAAUUCCACUCAAAAAUUGCAGAAACUGAAAAUCCACUCACUUUCAUGAAAUCAAAGCUAGUACUUUUGGUUUCACACGAGCUUUCUCUCUCCGGUGGACCAUUGUUGUUAAUGGAGCUUGCUUUUCUUCUAAGAGGUGUUGGCACAGAAGUUGUUUGGAUUACCAAUCAGAAACCUAAUGAACCAGAUGAAUUGAUUUACAGUUUGGAACAGAAGAUGAAGGACAGAGGAGUACAGCUUUUCACGGCAAAGGGUCAGGAAGCUGUUGAUAUCACACUUAAAGCUGAUCUAGUCAUUUUAAACACUGCAGUUGCUGGGAAGUGGUUGGAUGCUGUCCUAAAGGAAAGUGUGCCUCAUGUACUACCAAAGGUGUUGUGGUGGAUUCAUGAAAUGCGAGGGCAUUACUUUAAACUGGAGUAUGUUAAGCACCUCCCUUUUGUUGCAGGUGCCAUGAUUGAUUCCCACACAACUGCAGAAUACUGGAAGAACCGGACUAGUGCGCGUCUAGGGAUUAAAAUGCCUGAGACCUAUGUUGUGCACCUUGGAAACAGCAAAGACUUGAUGGAAGUAGCUGAAGACAGUGUGGCAAGAAGGGUUCUCAGAGAACAUAUUAGGGAAUCACUUGGAGUGCGGAAAGAAGAUCUUCUCUUUGCCAUUAUCAAUAGUGUUUCACGUGGGAAAGGUCAGGAUCUAUUUCUUAGGUCUUUCUAUGAAAGUCUGCAACUUGUCCAAGAGAAGAAACUGCAAGUGCCAUCUAUGCAUGCAGUUAUAGUGGGAAGUGACAUUAAUGCACAGACUAAAUUCGAAAUAGAACUGCGCAACUUUGUGGCAGAGAAGAAAAUUCAGGAUUGUGUUCACUUUGUUAACAGGACCCUGAAUGUCACUCCUUAUCUGGCCUCUAUCGAUAUUCUUGUUCAGAAUUCUCAGGCACGGGGAGAGUGUUUUGGGAGAAUUACCAUUGAAGCUAUGGCUUUUCAGCUGCCCGUAUUGGGCACUGCAGCUGGAGGUACUACGGAGAUUGCUGUAAAUGGGAACACCGGGUGGUUGCAUCCAGCCGGGAAAGAGGGUGUAACACCACUUGCACAGAACAUCGUCCGACUAACUACAGAUGUCGAGACGAGGCUGAAAAUGGGGAAACAAGGUUCUGCAAGAGUCAGAGAAAUGUUUCUUGAACAACACAUGUCACACAGAAUUUCCUUGGUCUUGAAGGAGGUUUUGCAAAUGGCCAAGAAAAAUGCUAAAGGCUUGAAGUAA
This is a messenger RNA of Fraxinus pennsylvanica, 1407 nucleotides long. The record is from the annotation of a GenBank genome assembly. NCBI's taxonomy places the organism in Eukaryota, Viridiplantae, Streptophyta, Magnoliopsida, Lamiales, Oleaceae.